Messenger RNA from Plasmopara halstedii, 324 nucleotides. RefSeq names its product 60s ribosomal protein l12. Gene Ontology annotation, biological process: translation. The record is from RefSeq and is a predicted model, not a curated record. NCBI's taxonomy places the organism in Eukaryota, Oomycota, Peronosporomycetes, Peronosporales, Peronosporaceae. Gene Ontology annotation, molecular function: structural constituent of ribosome; large ribosomal subunit rRNA binding. Gene Ontology annotation, cellular component: cytosolic large ribosomal subunit; ribosome. The transcript has a single exon. The coding region runs from base 1 to 324 and encodes 107 amino acids.
AUGGGCGCUCCACCUUCAGCUGGCGAGGUAAAGAUCGUCGUAUUGCGUACGGUGGGCGGCGAGGUUGCUCCUGCUUCUGCUCUGGCUCCUAUGGUCGGUCCUUUAGGUCUGUCUUCUAGGAAGAUUGGUGAAGACAUCUGCAAGACCACUCAGGACUGGAAAGGACUUAACGUUACUGUCAAGCUCACCAUUGUUAACCGUCAAGCAACGGUUACUCUUAUCCCCAGUGCUUCUUCUCUGUUGGUCAAAGAGCUCAAAGAGCCUCCUCGUGACCGUAAAAAGGUGGAGAACAUCAAGCAUGAUGGCAAUCUAUCGCUUGACUAG